AUGACGAUCCCGGGUCUUUGGGAGAAAUUGGGCGAGUACGGCGUUACAGAUGAACGUGUACCAUUGAGAGUGUUCACUCGGAGAUUUCUUGAGGAGAACAAACGCCAUAUUAGAUUGGGAAUUGAUGUUUACCAAUGGAUUUUUGAGUUGACCCAGGUUCCCUCACAAUACAAAGGGGACAAUGUAACAAUUAGCGACGAAAGGGUAUUACUCAAUUUCAUAUCGAGAGUGCGAGAGUUGAUACGAUUGCAUGUUUCUUUUGUUUUUGUAUUUGAUGGGCCAUACAAAGUCCACAAACGACGAUGGGGUGAAGGGGACGUUGUUGACGACGAUUAUUACUUGGAAUAUUUUCAGACUAACCUCGAAAUACAACAGAGCGAUCCCAGUUCAGCAUCCGGUGGAGGGCUUAUAGCCUUGCUCAAAAAGAUGCUGGAUUUUUGGAAUAUCAGCUAUGUCCAGGCAGCAGGAGAAGCCGAGAUCGAACUGGCUCGUUUGAAUGAUUGUGGGAUCAUUGACGCACUAGUUAGCAAUGAUGCUGAUGGGUUUGUUCAUGGAGCCCAAUUAAUAUUAAAGAAUUUCAGUCGCUGGAUGGCUGAUGCUCCUGUCACACAAACAUUUACAGACAAACAGGAGCCGGAAAUUUAUGUUACACCAUGCCGAAUGUCUAAGAUAUACGAGCUUCUAGGGCUCGACAGGGAACGACUAGUGUUCCUAGCGUGUUUAAAUGGAAGUGAUUUCAGUCAAGGUGUGCCAGGAUUGGGAAUCACCAGAAGUAUCUCUUUAGCACAGGUCGGAAGCAAAAUACCUGGAGAAACAGACUUUUCACACGAAUUAUCGAAAAUAUACUUAUCAGAGGGAGAAGAGCGACUGAUGGGAAUAGUUCCUUACAAAAAAGAAGAGAGAGAAGUAAAAUUGAACUGGCUCAAUGAUAUCGUUCAAAAAGCCGUUCUGAAAAACGCUAAGCAGUACUUUGGAAAGAACUUCAACGGAACCAUCAACUUUCCUCCUGAUUACUACUUCAUGUUACAUUUCUAUCCGUUUUUGAGCUCCGAAGCAUACGCAUUCAAGAGAUUCGAAACCAAUUGUGUGGAUACAGAAGUGCCGACGAUUCGUCUGUCCUCUCUUCCUCAGCCAAACUCGAUUGUGCUAUCGGAUAAUCAGGUUUGGCUACAACGGAGAGGAUCUUUCAAAACAGUCUUCAGCCCGGGUGAGAUUAUUUACGACAAGCUCAUUGGAGACGCAGACAGCAUGGAAUGGUUCCAAAAACCAAAGUUCCCGGAAUUGACCACCCUACGGCUACCGUUGCAAAGAAGUGCACGUGAAUUUUUUGUCGAGCAUCUGAGCGAUUGCUACAUGCUACGCAUAAUCUACAACUUGCCAAAAUUCAAAGGCAACGAUAUCUUUAUCAACAUGUACAAGGAAGCACAGUUCCCGUUGAAACGUCGCGCCGACGAGGAAUACAUUCCGAUAUGGACCGAAGAGCAGUAUCAAGUGAAAUACAACAAGGAACUGAUUUUCGGGCCUUAUUUCGGGGCGGUCGAGAUGUUUGAUGAGAAUUACAAUAAGAUCGAUUUUUCACAGCAGAAGCCGGACUUCACAUGGGUUCCUAGACAUUUGCUGGAACUAUCUCCGUUUGGGAAGAGCCUCAUAGAAGACUACGAAAUUCGCUCGAGAGAGAAGAAAUCCCCUCGAAAGUCUCCGAGGAAAUCGCCUAAGAAAUCACCUAAGCGUCAACUGUCUACCCUGGACAACUUACUUCGUUCGCCAAUCAAGCGGAAACUUGUUCCAGAUAGUGAGACGCUCGGAACGAUUUCUCCAGAAAAGCACAAACCAGAUCUCGCGUUUGUACCCUCAGAGUCCGACGAGGACAUUCUGGAGUCGCCUACAAAACGGAGAAACCACCCAAACGUCAACUUGUCAGGGCUCCGGACGUCUUUAUUCAAAAGUCCGAAGCCCCAAAAAGAUACUUCUGUAAUCGAUCUGACCACUCCUCCGGAGAAACAGCCUGUCGCGCAGACUGCAACACCAAAGAAACUGACAGUGUUAUCACUCGACACGUCUGAUGAAGAGACCGACAAGCUAGAAGACGAAAUCGACGCUUUUUUCAAAAAAUAA
Ogataea philodendri is the source of this 2115-nucleotide messenger RNA. RefSeq lists its product as uncharacterized. The transcript has a single exon. The record is from RefSeq and is a predicted model, not a curated record. Bases 1 to 2115 code for a protein of 704 amino acids. Gene Ontology annotation, molecular function: 5'-flap endonuclease activity. Lineage: Eukaryota; Fungi; Ascomycota; Pichiomycetes; Pichiales; Pichiaceae.